AUCGCUGGACGAGUAUCAAAUUUUCAAAGAGAUUUUGUGUUUAUAGUAUUAUCAAUGGUUAAUGAACAUUGGAAGUUAUCUUAUCAGGCUAAUACAGAAGGGCAAAGCACAAUCUGGGACAGGGUUUGGAAUUGGAUUCUCAAAUCACACAGUUUCUGGAGAAUUUUAUUUCCCAAAUCACAAGAGCUCGUUGAAUCAUCAGCUCGGGGAUACAAUAAGAUCAGAUACGUGAUAUGGCGAAUCUCUAUGUGAAGGCGGUUCCGCCGGCGGAUCUGAACAGGAACACCGAGUGGUUCAUGUACCCAGGGGUGUGGACCACCUACAUACUCAUCUUGUUCUUCUCCUGGCUUCUCGUGCUCUCCAUCUUUGGCUGCUCUCCUGGCAUGGCCUGGACCUUCGUCAAUCUCGCCCACUUCUGUAUCACUUAUCACUUCUUCCACUGGAAGAAGGGAACACCAUUUGCAGAAGACCAGGGGAUCUAUAAUAGGCUAACUUGGUGGGAACAGAUAGAUAAUGGACAGCAGCUUACACGCAACAGAAAGUUCCUAACAGUUGUUCCUGUGGUGUUGUACUUGAUAGCCUCGCAUACGACUGACUAUCAACAUCCAAUGCUAUUCUUCAACACUCUUGCAGUUAUAGUGCUCGUUGUUGCCAAGUUCCCAAAUAUGCACAAGGUUCGGAUCUUUGGAAUCAAUGCAGACAAGUGAGGUGGGCUUGUGCUAAAAAAAUGUUUGUUUUUGCCUAUUUAAAAGCCACUGUAUACUGAUCCAUCUGCUGCUCUGUUUAAAGGUUAUUUCUCUGUAUAGAAAUCAGAACUGGAAGGCUAUUUGAAUAUGUAACGUUAUUGUGCUUCUUUUACAAGCCAUCUCAGGUGACGAUGCAAUAAAUUUGUCAAAGUUAUCUUUGUACAGUA
Molecule: messenger RNA, 913 nt
Organism: Hevea brasiliensis (rubber tree)
Lineage: Eukaryota; Viridiplantae; Streptophyta; Magnoliopsida; Malpighiales; Euphorbiaceae
Exons: 3
Coding region: 234-707 (157 amino acids)
Biological process (GO): negative regulation of ceramide biosynthetic process; intracellular sphingolipid homeostasis; ceramide metabolic process
Cellular component (GO): endoplasmic reticulum membrane
Source: RefSeq, a predicted model, not a curated record